AUGCCUACAGUGUCGCUAGAGCAGGUGGAGGAGCUGUGGUACCCCAGCCUUGGCUUCAUCAACACAGCCGACAUCCAACACACAGAGGUGGACCACGACGCCAUCACCACCGUCAUCAGGCUCCACCACAGCUUCGUCAGGGACCUCUCUAACUCCUACGAAGUGGAGAUUUACCAAGGGGACACGAACACCUUGUCUACCACUCGCAAGUACAGCACUAUCUUCACCUGCAACUUCGACCUCUUGCUCUAUCCCUUCGACAUCCAGACGUGCUCCAUGCUCCUCCAGAUACAAUCAGCCUCCACCGACUAUCUCAUCUUCAACUCUUCAGGUUCCUUUGUGGAGUAUCUGGGUCCAAAGUUCUUGGUGGAGUAUGGCAUCGGGAAGAUCGACCUGCAGGUGGACAACGACAGACACUACAGCCGGAUGAGUGUUCACGUCGAGCUCAUCCGUCGCUACGGGUAUGCCAUGCUCAACAUCUACAUUCCAACACUCAUCCUCCUCGUCAUCAGCUACGGAACCCUCUUCUUUAGGCCAAACAUUUUCGAGGUGAGUAUGUUAACGU
Procambarus clarkii (red swamp crayfish) is the source of this 565-nucleotide messenger RNA. The record is from RefSeq and is a predicted model, not a curated record. NCBI's taxonomy places the organism in Eukaryota, Metazoa, Arthropoda, Malacostraca, Decapoda, Cambaridae.